Tetrahymena thermophila SB210 is the source of this 1152-nucleotide messenger RNA. RefSeq lists its product as hypothetical. Gene Ontology annotation, cellular component: nucleus; perinuclear region of cytoplasm; cytosol. The record is from RefSeq and is a predicted model, not a curated record. Gene Ontology annotation, biological process: activation of GTPase activity; nucleocytoplasmic transport. The transcript is spliced from 12 exons. NCBI's taxonomy places the organism in Eukaryota, Ciliophora, Oligohymenophorea, Hymenostomatida, Tetrahymenidae. Gene Ontology annotation, molecular function: GTPase activator activity; small GTPase binding.
AUGCUUGAGAGUAAAGUACAAAAUAUUAAAGAUCAUCAGCGACAUAUUUAAUUAUCAAUAAGUGGUUUAUCAAAUGAAUAAGCAUAUAAUUUAUGUCAUAAGCUAAAAGGUUGCUAUCAAAUUGAAACAAUAGUUAUGGAUGUUUCAGAUUGUAAGCUGACAAAACAAAGCUUAUCUUUUCUAAGCAAUGGUCUUGAAGGUCACAAAAAACUCUCAAUGUUAAAGUUGGAGUUAUCUAACAAUAUUUUAGAUUCUUAAGAUUGGGUUAGCUUUGGAAGAGCUAUUAGCUCUUAUUCAACUAUAAAAAAUUUAGAAUUAUGCUUUAUGAGUUGCAACUUAGAUAGGGAUGCCUUAAAAAAUAUAUUAAACAUAAGCUCACCUUCAGAUAAUAUUUACUUAUUUAAUCAGGCAAAGGAAGUUACACUUGACCUACAAAAUAAUUAGAUAAGGUCUGAUGGGUCAAUAUUUGUUUAGUAAAUUUUAGAAUCAUGUAAAGAAACUGAAUUAAUAAAUAUCUAUUUAUGGAAUAAUUAUUUGGGAGAUAUGGGUGCUCAAAGAAUUGGUAGAGGAAUUGGUAUGUUGAGUAGUAAACUUAAAAUUUUGAAUAUCAAUUUAUCGAAUAAUUCUAUUAGUAAAGAAGGCUGCCAGUUAUUUUUUUAAGCAAUUGUCUUAGCUAAGGUUUUAGAAGAUUUGAGUGUAGACAUAUCGGAUAAUAAAAUAUUGAAUAAAGGAUGUAUGUCAAUUGGAGAAUCUUUAUCACAACUAUUGCUGCUCUCUUCUAUUUUUUUAAAUUUGAGUCAAACUAUCAUUGAUGAAGGUGGAUUUAUAUAUUUAAUUUAGUAGCUCAGAUCUUUGAUAUAUCUUUCAUCUCUUUCUAUAGAUGUUUAAAAAAACUCUGGAAUAACAAAGUAAUCUCUAUAAGACUGUUUUGAUAUCAUGAAAAAAGAAUAUGAAUGUAUACAUACAGUUACUAUAUAAGCUGAUGGAUUUUGUCUUGAAGAAUAGGUUAAUUCUUAUUAUAUUUAAAAUGAAUCGAUUGCACAAAAAGAAGUUAAUGAACUAGAAAAGUAUGCAGAAAAAAAAAUUAUGAAAGAAAAAUAAUUCUUAAAAUAAUUUUAAUAGUAUUAAUAGCAGUAAUAAUCAUAGUAAUGA